CUCACGCUGUGUUUUGCAUAAAAUGUGUGUCAGUAGGACAAGCGCUUCCACGGCACAUGCAGAGGGCACAUGUAGCGUGGCUUUACCAGCACGUAGCGCGCUCGAAUAAGCGCAUCCAGCUCAGCUCGGCGCUUACACUCCCGCCAAUGAAAAUGCACGCUAGGAAUCAAGAGGAAAGGGAAAGCUAGGAGAUCAUGGGGCACGUUAGAGUGAGAUAAAUCCCCACCAAAGACAACAACAGAGGUUGACGGCUCCCCUAAAUCCAGUCACAUUUGCCAGUCAUCUUAAAACGUGAUUGAUGUGGGUGUGGAAGGGUGUGUGCUUGGCUAGGAAUGAAAGUGGAGUUUGACAGUCCCACAGAGAUGCUGUUGGCAAUGAACGGACAGACGAGAGACAUCAUCACCCAGCACACCUAACGCUUCCUUCACACUAGAUCAAAAGCAGAGUAAAGGUAUAGCCACGCGCGGAAAGUGCCUCUACACACCUGUGACCGACUCUAUUUUUUUACCGACUGUUUGGCUCCGCUGCCAAAUGCUCUGUGCUCGAGAUACUGCCUGCCUUCUUCGAGCUUCUCAUUGUAUGCACAGGCAUUUCGUGACUUUUAUACCUAUUUUCACCAGACUUUAACACACUGACACACACAGACUUUCUUGAAGAUAAUAAUUCUGAAGACAGAGGAUCUUGAAAAACAUAUCAAGGAUGGACAACAGUCCUGGGAGUGUGAUACUCUACGCUGGUAGCAAUGGCAGUGCCAGUCCAAGCCCAGGGAGCCCCUCAAGCGGCUAUCAAACCCAAUCUCCAUCUUCUCACUCCCAGCCCUCUUCCCCAGAGGAGGUCACCUUCACCGAGAUUGGGGCCCUCAAGCAGCAAAGAAGUUUGGGAACACCACCUUCUCCAAAACUGGUAUUUCAGUUCCCUGAAAUCUACAACAACUCCACUGCAGGUUCAAACCCGCACAGCUACUCCCAUCCCAUCGCCGGUAAAAGGCCUUGUGGAUACACUGGCACGUUUACCAAGACUGGAGGCAUGGUGCUCCUUUGUAAAGUAUGUGGAGAUAUCGCAUCAGGGUUCCACUAUGGUGUCCAUGCAUGUGAAGGCUGCAAGGGCUUUUUCCGCCGCAGCAUUCAGCAGAACAUUAACUACAAGAUGUGCGUGAAGAACGAGAAAUGCCUGAUAAUGCGUAUGAACCGCAACCGCUGCCAACACUGCCGCUUCAAAAAAUGCCUCUCUGUUGGCAUGUCCCGAGACGCUGUGCGUUUCGGCCGCAUCCCAAAACGAGAGAAGCAGCGACUUUUGGACGAGAUGCAGAGCUACAUGAACAGCCUCAACGAAUCGUCCACCAUGGGCAUGGAAACCUCGUCACCACACGAACCUCCUCCCAGCCCCAGUGAGAACCAAUCCAAAGAGGCCAUUGGUGCUUUAUCCCGAGCCUACCAGGACAUCUUCACAAACACACAGGACCACCUAAGCAAGCGUGCGGGCAACAUGAACACCAGCAGCAGAUCGAGCAGCUUUCAAAACAACCCUUCUCAGGACAGCAACUACCCUCACAUGAACCCUCUCGUGGGGUAUCACGCAACUACUCACGAAAGCUUCUCGGCCCCGCCUCGCUGCUCAGUUGCUUCCAGAGACAGCAAAUGCCCGGUCUCAUUGGUGGACAGUAAUCGGUACAGCUACGCUCCUUCGUAUCACUCCCAGUCGAGCGUUAGCCCGCCCUCACAACCUACUCAGGUCGAUUACAACAGCUACGUGGCUGGCGAGUCCCAAACCCAGGCUUCCUGUCCGUUUAAGCUGGCUGCUGGCUCCAAAGUGCUGGCCUGUCCACUGAACGCAUGCCCUGUGUCAGCACCUGGCGUCUCCAGUCAGCAGGUGUGGGAGUCUUUCUCUCAGUGCUUUACGCCGGCUGUACGUGAAGUGGUCGAGUUCGCGAAGGGCAUUCCGGGCUUCCAGGAGCUUUGCCAGCAUGAUCAAGUCAUGUUGCUCAAAGCAGGCACUUUCCAGGUGCUUAUGGUGAGGUUUUGCUCACUGUUUAACCACAAGGAAAGAACAGUGACUUUCCUGAAUGGGCAGACGUACCCGCUGCUCACCCUCAGGGGUCUGGGCAUGGGCUCCUUGCUGGACGCCAUGUUCGAGUUCAGUUCCAAGCUGAGCUCUCUGGGCCUGGAGUCAGAUGAGAUGGCUCUCUUUAUGGCAGUGGUGCUGGUUUCUGCAGACUGUUCUGGUAUUUCGGAUACGGUAGCUGUGGAACAAUUACAGGAAGGACUCAUCCGAGCGCUGCGCACCUUAGUCACCCGUCGCCGCCCUGACGACAGCUCUCUUUUUCCCAAACUGCUCCUGCGCCUGCCAGACCUGCGCACCCUCAACAACCUUCACUCCGACAAGCUGCUGGCCUUCCGCAUCGAUCCCUGA
Onychostoma macrolepis is the source of this 2409-nucleotide messenger RNA. RefSeq names its product nuclear receptor subfamily 1, group D, member 4a (gene nr1d4a). The record is from RefSeq and is a predicted model, not a curated record. Lineage: Eukaryota; Metazoa; Chordata; Actinopteri; Cypriniformes; Cyprinidae. The transcript is spliced from 8 exons. The coding region runs from base 700 to 2409 and encodes 569 amino acids. Gene Ontology annotation, biological process: negative regulation of transcription by RNA polymerase II; cell differentiation; hormone-mediated signaling pathway. Gene Ontology annotation, molecular function: RNA polymerase II cis-regulatory region sequence-specific DNA binding; zinc ion binding; nuclear receptor activity.